This is a messenger RNA of Fragaria vesca subsp. vesca, 1941 nucleotides long. RefSeq lists its product as uncharacterized. Lineage: Eukaryota; Viridiplantae; Streptophyta; Magnoliopsida; Rosales; Rosaceae. Bases 101 to 1351 code for a protein of 416 amino acids. The transcript has 4 exons. Gene Ontology annotation, molecular function: protein binding. The record is from RefSeq and is a predicted model, not a curated record.
UCAACCACCACAUUUCACACAGACCCAACUCCUCUCUCUCUCUCUCUCUCUCUCUCUCUCUCUACUACUAGUCUUCAACUUCAAAAGGGUAUACAAGAACAUGGAAAACCAGCAGGCGGGUCAUGAGCUUAUAUCCAUGACAUACACCUGGACUAUUGACAACUUCUCCAAGCUCAAUACCCAGAAGCAUUACUCCGAUGGUUUCGUCGUCGGCGAUUUCAAAUGGCGGAUUGUGGUGUACCCAAAGGGGAGCAAUGGGAAGCAAUACUUGUCCAUGUACUUGAAUGUGGCAGAUGCUUCAAAGUUACCAUCUGGGUGGAGUAGAUAUGCCGAGUUCACCUUAACUGUCGUUAAUCAAUUUAACGGCGACAAGUCGAUAACCAUAGACACACAGCAUCAGUUCAGUGCAAAAAAAAGUGAUUGGGGCUUCACAUCCUUCAUGCCUCUAAGUGAGCUAUUUGACCAGAAUGAAGGGUAUAUCGUGGAUGACAUAUGUGUUGUUGAAGCUGAGGUUGCAGUCAGUAAAGCUGACAUUAAAGUUCUAAAAGACCAAGAAACUGCCUUUCUCGGGCAGGAACUUCAAAGUCAGUCUUCAGACGUGGAUUCUGGGAAAUAUUCAGAAGCUUCAACGGCUCAUACAUCACUUUGUUAUGAACAGGUGGUUGCUUUCGAGGAUUCACUAAAUUCUGACCCUGUUCAAACAAAUGUUGAUUCUGCGCAAGUUCCACACUUGAAAAUAGAACCAAGAUCCGAUCAAGUGCUGCCUUACCAGGAGACUGAUAGCCCUGUUGGCCCUCCCAUAGUCGAGGAAAGCGAUGAAGCUCCCUCCACGCUAGUUAGCGAGCUCAUCAAUUUCAGGGGACUAGGGAAAAUAGAUAAAGCUUUUGUUCCACUGUUGGAGGAAGCCUGUUUGUGGCAUCCUUCGUUGAUUAGCUGCCAGAGGAAAAGAAGUCGCAUGUUUAGUGAAUGGGCAUUCACAGCUUUGGGUCGACUAUUGCAUUUUCUGAAUACCACAAGGGUUAAGGAUAUGAUGGAGGAUUCAUGUGAGCACGAUCCAUGUGAGCAUCUUCAAGUUUUGUGGGAGGAGGUUGAGGCCUUUAGAUUUGACUUGAGUUGGCUGGAGCCUUUUGUUCAGUCAGCUUUGGGAAUGAAGAAGUUUGGGGAGAGGGAAGGAGUAUUGAAGAAACUCGGAGAGGAUGUUGAUGCUUUAGAGACUGAAAUGAGGGGGUUGAGGGAGAGGCUAGCUGUUGCUGAGGUAGCUCACAGGCUUGCAAAAGGAGAUCUGGAAAUGGCAGAGGAAAGCUUUGGCGAGGAAAAUAUGAACAGGAAGCUCGGUUAUGGGAGCCAUUAGCCUCGCAGCAGAUUUCUUUCUUUGAGAUGCAGGCGUGUGCAUUAUAUCUAAAGAUGUGCAAUCCAGUUUCCUAGAUGAUAUCUAUGCAUGGGGCUGCUUGUGGCUUCAGUUCAAUGUACAAGUGAAUAAACGAAACUGGUUUAAAUUUUGUUUGAUCACCAUAUCCAUUCUGGACCAAACAUCUUGCUCAGAGCAAUGGCAGGUAGGAGAAGUUUUUACCCUUUAAUUUUUAGUGCUUUUCUGGUACUUCUAUUAGGAUGAAGUCUAUUGUUGAUGUACAAAUUCAAUCAUGUCAGUUUGUAGUUCUCCUACUGAUAAAAUGGAUAAGUAUAAGAAUUUUGCUGGGAAGAGUUGUUCGUUUAAAUUCGAAUUGAUUAGUUAGCUCAAGUUUCAUUACAAUUUGGUGACCAACUGUGGAGUGAAAAUUUAGUGUCACCCCCAGGUCUUAUAUCCAAGUAGCUGAACAAUUGUGUUGCCCAUGCACUAAUCAGUAGUAACAUCCUCCCCGCAUGUCCGAUUGUCUUCUGAAGCAGUGUCUUAACUUGUUUGAUGUAAUAUGCUUUCCAACUCAGAUUCAAACUUGGAAGGUU